Molecule: messenger RNA, 1048 nt
Organism: Danio rerio (zebrafish)
Lineage: Eukaryota; Metazoa; Chordata; Actinopteri; Cypriniformes; Danionidae
Source: RefSeq, a predicted model, not a curated record
AGGCUGAUAGUAGCGCUGUGUGUGUGUCAGAAUCCCGGACUGACGCUCCGCGUUUCCCGCUCAGUGAGUCCCGCGCGCUCGGUUGCGACAUGACCAGAGUCCCGCACUCCUGCCCCGCCAAACAUGGAGCACUUUAAAUCCUUCAUUUCGCUGCUCUGGAUAUUAUUGUUCAACAGAACCCCGGAGUCCCGUGCAGAGGAAGUUGUUUUGCUGAAUUCUAAGGAGUCUCAGGCUGAGCUGGGCUGGACCUCAUAUCCUUCUAAUGGGUGGGAGGAGAUCAGCGGUGUGGACGAGAAGUACAAGCCCAUCCGCACAUAUCAGGUGUGCAACGUGAUGGAGCCCAGUCAGAACAACUGGCUGCAGACGGGCUGGAUCUGGCGUCAGGGCGGCCAGCGCAUCUUCAUCGAGCUGCAGUUUACCCUGCGCGACUGCAACAGCAUCCCUGGAGUUUCGGGAAGCUGCAAGGAAACCUUUAAUCUCCUGUACGCAGAGUCAGACUGGGAUCUGGGCCGCGUGUCCAGAGAAGACCGAUACAGUAAAAUCGACACCAUCGCUGCCGACGAGAGCUUCACACAGGGAGAUCUGGGGGAGCGGAAGAUGAAACUCAACACGGAAGUGCGGGAAAUCGGGCAUCUGAACAGGAAGGGCUUCCACCUGGCGUUCCAGGACGUGGGCGCGUGUGUGGCGCUGGUGUCCGUCAGGGUGUAUUACAAGCGCUGUCUGUCCACCGUGCAGAAUCUGGCGGUGUUUCCGGAUACGGUGGCGGAGGCGGCGUUUUCCACACUGGUGGAGGUGAGGGGGGCGUGUGUCAAUAACUCUGAGGUGGACACAGACAGCCCUCCCAGAAUGCACUGCAGCGCUGAGGGCGAGUGGCUGGUGCCCAUCGGGAAGUGCAGCUGCAGCGCCGGGUAUGAGGAGGGACACAGCAGCUGUGAAGGUUAGAGACACACACACACACACACACAUAGAUACAUACAUAAAACUAUUUAACACUAAGUGGUUCACACACACAGUCUCAUAAACGCACAUAAAUAACAAUUUAAGACAG